This is a messenger RNA of Gaeumannomyces tritici R3-111a-1, 2420 nucleotides long. RefSeq lists its product as hypothetical. NCBI's taxonomy places the organism in Eukaryota, Fungi, Ascomycota, Sordariomycetes, Magnaporthales, Magnaporthaceae. The record is from RefSeq and is a predicted model, not a curated record. The transcript is spliced from 2 exons. Bases 261 to 1958 code for a protein of 565 amino acids.
CAUAUCGCCAACAAGGAUCGCCUGGCUGCCAGCAUUCUAGCAGACGAUUCGCUCUCCAGGUACAUGGGACUGCCGCCGAAAAAGCCUUGCGACAAGCCCAAAGCUGCUUCCACAUAAAGCCAAGAUGUCACUUCCAUGGCGCUUUUUGAUAGAGGCCCCUGCUGACCUUUGCUUAUCGCUGCCUUGUACCCUGCGGCCGUGGCGAUAUGAAAAGAAAGACAUCAAUUAAUCGUUGACACACGGCACCGAUACCUGGUGCAAUGAGCAGCUCGAGGAUGCCCCAGGGCAGGGGAGCCGCCGCCCCGACUGGCCGGCAGACCGGUCAAAGGCCCGGCGGCACCAGCGGCCCCGCAUCGUCGGCGGCUGCGAUGCCGCCAGCAACCGGCGAGUCGUUCCUCCAGCUACUCAUGGUAGUCCCGGAAAGCGCGCCAGUCUUCGAGAAUGAGGGCGGCGCCGCCGCCGACCCUUUGGCCAACCCCGACAUCGAGGACAAGCUGGAUUUGGUCAGAGGCAACUCGCGGGUUUCGGCCCACGUCCGACCUGGUGGGCUCGUGGCACUGGCCGCACCAACCAAGCCGCACAUGAGGAAGGGCGUUGCUGCCCUGGUUCAUAUCCUCUCUCAAAACGACCCUGGUCUGCUGAUCUACUACCCGGCGCACCUGAUCCAAGUGCCUUCGACUGGCCGAGAGAGAUUCCUCAUCAAACGGGUCCGGCAUGACAUGGAGACCAAGGGCGGCGAGCGCAUCUCAAUCCCAAACCAAGAUGGUGUCGCUCCGACGUACCGCUUCAUCACCGAUCGGCCCGCGCCUCAGCCCGAAGAGCCGGGUCUCCUCGAGACAGACACCGACCAGGACCAAGAAUUCGAGUUUAGCAUCUACACCGAGAAGUUCAUGGGUCACCUAGACGAGGUUGUCAAGCGGCUGCGUGCAACUCCAGACGAGAUGCGCAUGCGAGUUCAUUUGGGUGCCCUGCUGCAGUACCAGUACCCCAAGAAAAUGGACCUCACGUCGGUAUCGCAGUUCGACGCAAUGAUCAGAAACGUCAUGCACAAGGCGAUUUUCUACUACAACAAGGACAUCGGCUUCUGCAACAGGGACAUCGGCACUCAGCAAUUUGCCUCCAAGAUCCGGAAGGCCAUCGAGGCCUCGCCCACCAUCUUCUCACCCGCCGAUAACCGCAUCGACGCUCUUGACAAGGUCCCAACCGAGACCAGCAUUGUUGUCUUCACCAAUGAUUGGCGUCUGGAGAUGAAGUAUCAGAAGUUCACGACCAGGACAGGUGGCCAGGAACAAUUCCAACUUGUCCAGCCCACAGUCUUCCGGAGAGAGCACAAGAACAAGGAGAAGGCAAUCAUUUCGGUGAACCCAGAUGGAUCUUACGACUGGAGCCUGGAGAUACUAGUCGAGGAGGGCUUGGAGGCCAUGGCGGAUUUCUUCCGAAACAUGCACCGACAUGUCAAGCUGCAGAAGGCACCCGACGGAAGUCUGGUUCCACGUCUCUCGCCACAAGUGGUGCAGGGUGCCAAGGUCACGGGCAUCACCACCAAAUCUGCUCGAACCUACCUGCUCGGCGAUGCUUCCGCACCCUACCACGUCGAGUUGGCCACCUAUAAAGACUGGAAUCUUGUCACCGGCGCCUGCAUAUGGCAGUCGUGCGCCAUGUCUCUCUACGCUGUGGACUGGGUUGACGUCCUCGACAAGCGCAACAUCGCCUUCAACCCACGCGAUUUUGGCCCGGGCCAUACGGGACUGCUCCCUGUCGCCUAUGAACAGCCGGUCCAGGAGGGAGGGGCACGAUUACUGCGAUUGAUCAAGACACUCCAGGACUUCUUGGACAAGGUUCGGGCCGGUGGAUUUGAGAAAUCCGAAGGAGACGGAGGCGCUCCGGGGCCCGGCGGCGGCGCUCCUAAGCAGGCGGCAGGAAAGGGCAUGAGCGAGAAGCCAGCUCGUAAGGCUUGAAUAUGAAACCUCAAUGGCACAUCAGAAUACGGCCCGCAAGCCGAGGGAGUGGAUUGGUCAAGGGAAAGGAUCAAAGCCACAGGCGAAUCAAAACCACAAUGAGACAUAUGAGAAGGAAUGGGGUUUCUUAGAGGGUUUGGCAGCGGUUGAAUUUGUGGACUGUAGUGGUCUGCACGACUGGUCGCUUUCUAGUAGGAGAGGGCCGUUGAGUGCCUGGUUCGACUGCAUUUUGAGCUACACUAUAGACUUGAUUCAUUCUCAAGUGAAUUAGGGCUAUGUAGAUGGUGUUGCAGCUGUCGCGAGCUUUUGGCGCAAGACUAGAGCAAGCUAGAGUCAGAUUGGUGUUUACAACUAGUAGACAGACAUAACCCGGUCCGCGAUGGGAUACGACAAGGUCGCCCGGAGAGAAAUGAAAAGGCACCAUACCUUCUUCGACCACACGCAAGUUGUUGGUUUUGCCCU